Molecule: messenger RNA, 11710 nt
Organism: Bactrocera oleae (olive fruit fly)
Lineage: Eukaryota; Metazoa; Arthropoda; Insecta; Diptera; Tephritidae
Source: RefSeq, a predicted model, not a curated record
UUUUUCCGCUCUUUCAGUGAAAGCAUCAAAUUGAAAAUCGAUGUACAUAGCGAUGAGUGGCCCUAUCUACACUAUGCCCGCUUCGUAACCACUCAAGCGGCUAAGCGAGACAAUGCAAGUACCACCUCCACCAGCACCGGCACCAUAACUGGUGGCAAUGCGCUGGUGUUGGUCUAUAACUAUGACAUAUACUACUGCCAAGGGCCACGCUCCACCAAUCAUGUGUAUCGCAUAACGCGUGAUGCAGUGCCUGGCAUCGUCUACAAUGGCAUACCCGAUUGGCUCUAUGAAGAGGAAAUCCUGCACUCGAAUAAUGCAAUUUGGCUUUCGGAGAACGGACACUUAAUGCUUUACGGUGCGUUCAAUGACUCGCUGGUGCAGGAACAACAUUUCGCUUGGUAUGGCACAACAAGUGGCGGCAAUCCGAAUGCGUAUCUUUAUCCAGAAAUCAGAUCAUUAAGAUAUCCAAAACCAGGCACGCAAAAUCCUAUAGCAAAGCUACGCGUGGCCGAUAUACAUAAUCCGGAAGACAUUAAAAUAAGAGAUCUACAACCGCCACAAGUACUACAAAAUGAAGAUCACUACUUUAGCAGUGCCAGUUGGGUGAGUGAAACGGAAAUCUGUGUAGUUUGGUUGAAUCGUCCACAGAACAUUUCGGUGGUCAGCAUCUGUAAGAGUCCACUGUUUAUAUGCGUUGAGACGCAUCGUGUGAGCGGCGAUGGACGCGGUUGGGUGGACACAGUAUCAGUGCCAUUGUUUGCAGCGAAUGCAACUUCCUAUGUUGCCAUAUCGCCAUUGCGUGACGGUGCUUCCGGUUACUUCCGACAUAUUGUGCACGUGCAUGUGGCCAAAAAACGCGUGCUACCACUAACGCACGGGCAAUACGAGGUGAAUGAGUUGCUACAUUGGGACCAGCUGAAUAAUUGGAUCUACUUCCUGGGCACACCGGAACGCAUGCCGGGGCAACAGCACCUGUAUCGCGUAUCCGCUUUGCCACCGCGACAUGGCUCCGCACAUCAGCUGCCCGACUGUUUGACAUGCCCGACGCAAUUGCGCAGCAGCUACCAAAAUGCCGAGGGUCAUACCAAACCGCCGCCGAAACUGGUGACCGCUUGGGAUGACGACUGGGAGGACUCGGAGGAGCGUCAAACUUUACCACCACCCACGUUGACGCCGGAACACAAACAUCAAUCGAAAUCAUCAUACGCGCAUGCGGAGCCCAAUGAAUGUCUCUAUCACACAGCCAAAUUUCCGUUGGGAUUGCAAGCGCGUUAUGUGCUCAUCGAAUGCUUGGGUCCAGUGGUGCCGACGACUAGUGUUUAUGCGCUCACAGGCUUCUAUGCUGGCGAGCAUGGUAAGAAGUUAUUACCUAAGAAAAGCGAGGCUUUGGAACUGCUAGUGACUGUGCAGAAUAAUACGCGUUUGAAGGAGAAGAUGUUGCGUACCGCGCUGCCACAGAUAAAAACUUUCCCGGUUAUGAUAUCGGGUGGCUAUCAUGCGCAGGUACGUUUAUAUUUACCGCCGGUGCUGCGCGAAGAUGAGAUCACACGCUAUCCGACGAUACUGCACGUGUACUCGGGUCCGGGUACACAACUAGUGACGGAGAAGUGGCACAUCGACUGGAAUACUUAUUUGUCGGGAACGAAAGAUUAUAUAGUCAUUGAGAUCGAUGGGCGUGGUUCAUCCGGACAGGGUUAUCAGCUGUUGCAUGAGAUCUACAAACGUCUUGGUUCGGUUGAAGUGUCCGACCAGCUGGAAGUGAGUGAAUAUUUGCGUGAUAAUUUGCAUUUUAUCGACGGCCGUCGCAUGGGUGUGUGGGGUUGGAGUUAUGGCGGUUAUACGGCCGCUCUGGCGUUGGCGGGCACACAGUCGAUCUUUCAGUGCGGCAUCAGUGUGUCGCCGGUGACGAAUUGGAAGCUUUACGAUUCCACAUACGCUGAGCGAUAUCUUAGCUUUCCGAAUGUGACUGACAACUAUAAAGGCUACGAGGAGGGUGAUCUCUCCAAGUAUGUGGAUAAUUUGCGCGAUCGUCAAUUCCUUUUGGUGCAUGGCACCGCCGAUGACAAUGUGCAUGUGCAACAGUCAAUGGUAUUAGCGCGUGCGCUCACCAAUAAAGGUGUACUCUAUAAACAGCAAAUCUAUCCCGAUGAGGGACAUACUUUGGCGGGCGUGAAACGACAUCUCUAUCGCUCAAUGACGAGUUUCUUCGAGGAUUGUUUUAAGAAGCUGGUGCCGCCCGAAUCGAAAGCUGGACUUGGAAAUGGCGGCGGUAGUGAUAUACAACAGCAAUAAAGUUACGAAAAUGCUUUAAUAUUGAUUAAUUUGAAUACUAGUAGUGUGGAGAAUACUAAAGCGCCUGAAAGUAUGCUCAAACACUUUUCAAUACUUUUUAUGAUUUCGUUUAAAUUAUUUUGAGUUUACGCAACAGUAUUUGCGCAUCGCAAAAUCAAAAUUAAUUACAAUAACAAAGAUGUCGAAAAUUACAAAUUUUUAUGGUUGUGAAAUAAAUACAAAAGCAACUAAAUGCAAGAGCGCCAAAAAGUAAACAAAGCGAAACAAAACCAAAAAUUAACUAAGAUAUUUAAUUUUCGAAAAUAUUGUUAAAUGAUUUUGAAAUUAGGCUUAGAUUAAAGAUUGGAGGUAUUAAAAAAACACUUCUUAAAAUAGCAAACAAAGUGUGAGCGCCUAGAAGCACACUAAAUUCCUUAAAAACUUUUUUUGGUUUAAGUUUUCUAAAAAGUUUUUAAAAUAUCCAUAGAUACGUUUUUAGUUCAUUUUAACAUUUUUCCGUUAUAUAUAACAUAUGUACUUCUAUAAUAAUUAGAAAAUUUACUUUUAUUUAUAUUAAUGUUUAAUAAAAACAACACCUACACGAAAAUAAUUAGUAUUUUAAGCGUUGACUUAAGAAUUGUGUAAAUUUUAAAAAUUUGAACAAAUAGCAUAAAAAGUACAUUUCUAAAGUAGUAGUGAAAAUAUCUAAGAAAUAUUAAAUAGUUUUUGGAUAAAAAACUCUAAUUGAAUGAUAGAAGUAUUAAUAAAAAAAUUAUUAAAAAAAUUUAAUCAAAAUAAAAAAGCGAAAGGAAAUAAACAAUAUUUAAGAUAGCCUAAACUAAAGUUAUCAAAAAUAAAAUAAGUACUACAAUAUGAUAAUACUCCGAAAAAAAUAAAAUUACAGUAUUGAAAAAAAAAUUUAUAUAACGGAAAAGCUCAAAAUUAGCUGCGAUAUUAAGAUUGAAGAUAUACCUAACUGUAGCUACAGUUAUAAAUAAAAAAACACAAUGCUAUGCAUACAAACCAGAAAUUAGUCCCUUAGAGUGCAGAAAAUUUAAUUAAAUGAAAUUUAUUUAAAAGCUUGAAAAAUGUAAAAUAUAAAGUAUUUUAAAUUUGAUAAUGAGUAGCAUGUUUUUUAGUAACGCAUUUAUCGCUUGCUGGCAAGAAAAGUUAUUAUAAGUGAAGCUUUUGGGGUUUUAGAGCUGUUCAAAUGAAAAAUGAAGCUUUUGAACUUUGAUAUUUUCAAGAUUAAAAUAGCUAUACUACUGUAAUUUAAAAUUCUAUUUAUUAUUAUGUUGAUUUUUAUUUUUUGUGCUUUUGAAGCCUAAAAUUAGGCAACAGAAAAUAUAUACGCUUCAGAAUUUCGACGUUUUCAAGAUAAAACCACCUACUUUUAUUUAAAGUUAUACAUAUUAUUAUGUUGUUAUAUGCAUUAAUCGCCUAAAAGUGUACAACAUUUUUUUGAUUACCUUUAUUUCCAGAAUGAUAUUACAAAUUUUUAUAUAUAUGUUUAUUUUCUCCUUUAGAAGACUUCAGAAUUUACUAAGCUCAACCUAAAUUAUGCUUUUGCAAUUUCAAAAUAUUUUUAACUGUGUUAUUUUUUAUAACAGAUUGGUCAGUCUCGAAAAAAGACACUGCAAAGUAAUUACAUCAUAAAAAUUCAGAAGUUAGGCGCUUAAAAGUAUGCAAACGUUUCGAAUUGCAUAUAUUAUAUUUGACCAAAAAAUCGACUCGAUAUCCCAUACAAUUCAUACAUCAACGUACUAGAUUACUAUUUAGGAAGAAAAACGAAAAACGCCUAAAAGUAUGCUCAUUGGACAAUUCUUUGAGAUUUAUUGAUUUAAAACAAUGUAUUGCAGAUUAUAAUUACUAUGGUACGCAAAUAAAUAUAUAGAAUAAAAAUGCAUUCUUAUAUAAAAACACGCUUAAAAUUAUGCAAAAGUACAGCUUCCAACAUAUUAUUAAUAGCGAUAAUGUCAACUUUUGACAUUGAAAUCGAUUCUCAACAUAAAGCCAGCGAUUAAAAGCAUUGAUAUAAGAAAAAAUUAUAUAUACAUAUUUGGGUGAGCCAGGAUAUUUGUUCCUGGGGAUUAAUGAGUAAAAGCGAAAUUAUAUAGGCACACAGACAAAAAAUAUCCCUGCAAGGAAAAACUUUUUUCACUUUUGAAAGCUUUUAAAUAUAUUAAUAUAUAUAUAGUUUGUUUGAGUUCAUCGAUGUAAAUGAACCUACAUAUAUACAGGGAAAAAAAUCCCUGCAAAAAAAAGUUUUCCACUUUCAAAAGCAUUCAAAUAAAUAAAUUUAUUAAUUCCUCGGUUAAAAAGGUAUAUACAAAGAAAAAAUAUCCUUGUAAGCAAUUUUUUUUGCCCUUUUAAAAGCUUUGAAAAAAAAAAAGCUGUCGAAAUCAUGGGUUGAAAUGAACAUUCUCUCGUAUACAAAGACAAAAUAUAUCCCUGUAAGGAGAAAUUUUUUCUCUUUUCGAACCUUUUAAUAUAUAGUAUAUAAACCUGUCGAACACAGGGGUGAAUUAUUUGAAGUUCGAUAUUAGUUUUUUUUUGGCUUACCCUAAUGUACAUACAUAUACGUAUGUCUAUUAGCCUUUCCGCUGGAUUAAAAACAGUUACAAUAACCCUCUAAUGAGACGGUUUUGCAUUGUGCGCGCAUUUAAAUGAAAGUGACGUUGACGAGUAAAUCCUUUGAUGCCACAAUAAACGUAAUAAUAAUUCAAAAUAAUUAAUGAAAGGCGUGAGCACACAUACACGCCUACCACUUUCGCUGACAAUCCCAUGCGACAUAAUUAGGUGCAAUACUUAGUGCCACGCAACAGCCAUUAGCGACGCAGCUUUGUUUUCCCGUGAAGGAAAUAUGCAAAGGAAGGCGUAAAAGAUUGCAGGAUUGAAUUAUGUAAGUGUGUGAGCUAUGUGAUAUUUGUGAUUGGAUAAGGGGCACAAAAGAAAAGUAUGUGAAUGACGGCAGCGAAAAAAAUAAUGACAGUUAAUUAAAAAUGCGUUUACUUUUUGCUUGACAAAACUAAGAGAAGAAAAAGAGAAUAUUAAACAAAAGGUGAAGUUGCAAAAUUUCGGUAACAUGCUUUUAGGCGUAUUAAUAGAUUUUUCUCACAUGUACAAUACAUCAAUUUACGUAAAUAAUUUUGAGUGCGCCUAAAGAUAUGUGAUGAUUUCUGAUUUAAAUUAUGAGGACUAUGAUGACUUUGAUACGUGUUGAGCUUUUUAUAGAGGCUUGAUUAAAGAGUCGAAUUCAGGCAGAAUUAGACUAAAGAAAUAUUAAGCUGAAGACUCUUUAGCUACAUUCAAACACAUGCUGAAUUUUUUUUUUUAAUAUACUUUCAUAUAGUUUCCAUUAUCUUUCUAAAGUUACAUGAAAGCUUCUAAGAUUAAAUAAAAAACUUUCUAGGUUUGCAUGAAAACUUCUACUAGCUUUUUAACUUUGCAUAAAAGCUUUAGGUAUCUUUUCAUAACUUGCAAAUGAGGCAUCGCAACAAUUGAAAAAAAUUUAGAACUUUUCGCUAUAUACAAUACUAUAGUAAGGGGAUUAUUGUGAAUAAGAAAAGUUUAAUAUAUGAAAGCUCGAGUUAGUUAGGUUUUGAAAAAAUAAAUAAUGAGGUUUGAAAGCUUUAGGUGACGCGAAAACAAAAAUACUUUUUAAUCAAAUUUAGCUUUUUAUGGCUUGGAUGGAUUUGAAAAUUUGAAUCGUGUGAAAGCUUUAAACUGAGCUGUUAACGAAAUCACAAAAAUAUUGAUAUUUAGAAGAUUAAAUUGUUUAUAUAACUGAAAGCUUUUUUGGAAAAUAAUUUUAUCUAAUGCAAAUGAGUACAUGUCAAAGCUCAAGUUUUCGUAAUAGUAAAGGUUUCUAAAAGUAAUGCUAACUUUUAUUCUAUUUAAGUGUACUAGAGAGUUGACUAAAGAGUCAAUUUCAGGCAGGGUGAACGAAAAAGUAUGUAGCACAAAGUCAAAGUACUACGAUUUCAUGAAAAUAAUAGAUUUGUUAGCAAAAACUCAUAAGCUUAGUGCAUAAAAAGCCUUAAGCUUAAUUUUAUAUAUUGCUAAAAAAAAACAUAUUACUUUUAUUUUACGGCGCUAUUAUACGAAUUCAUGGAUUUUUCUGAAAUUUUAAAAGAAAUAAUUUUUGUGAAAGCUCUACCUAACGCAAAUGUUAAACGUUUUUUAUUCACACUUUUUUUCAGCUUUAAAUUCAACUGUUACUCGAAAGCACGGAAAUAUUGAUAUUUUAAAGGUUAAGGCUUGAUGAAAUUAGAAAAUUAUAUAAGGUACUGGAAAAACUUAAAGCUAGAAUUUCCCUAAAAUUUUCACAUAAAGCUACAGUUUUUGUGGUAUUAAAUAAUUGUAUUGCAAUAGUUUGAAAUAUAUUAAUAUUUAGAUCAAUUAGAUGCAUCAAAAGGUGAGCUUUUAUUUCUAUUAAAUGAUUACAAAAUAUUUAGAAAGCACAAAAUGCAUUAAAGCAUGCUAUGCAAUGUAAAAGCUGAAAGGACUUCGAUGCAUUUUAAGUGUUUCAUUAAAAGCUGAAAAUAUUAUUAUUAGCAUAGAGAGUGUCAUAUUUCAAAGCUCGGGCUUUCAUAGGAUUCUGUGACAAGUAAAUGUGGUUUAUAAAAUACGGAUAAUAACGAACUAUUAAAACUUUAAGUAGAAUACAGAAUAGUUAUAAAUAAAACACUUGUUCAAAACAGUUACUGUAUUAUACACCACAUACUUUUAUACGAGUAUUAAUGAGAUUAUUUAGAAUUUUUUUAGAGAUGUUAAGUGAGAAAAGUAAAAAAGAAUAGUUGAUAAAAUUAAAUUCAACCUAUGAAACUAUAAAGAAAGUUAAUGUUUCAAAAGAUUUUCCUACAACUUAUUAGUAAUUUUAGAAGAAUAAUGUAAAAUAUAUAAAAAAUUGCGAACUAAGUUUAAUUUAAAUAAAUAUCGAAUAUACCUAUUAAUUUUAAACUACAAUGUUUAAAGGAGAAAUUUGUUACACUUUAAUGGAAAUAUAUUCAAUUAAAAACAAAAUAUUAAUCAGUAGAAAAUGAAUGGAAAUAGCUGAGCUUUCACUCACCGAGCUUUUAUACUACAGUAAAGUUUACAGCGUUCGCUAAUCCAAUGCAUUAUGUUAAUAUAUGGUUUGAAAAUCUAUGCUAGUAAUUUCAAGUUCGAAAAGUUUCUUAACGUAGACGUGUAAAGCUUUCCCUCGAACUAAGUUUAUUGCAAUUUUUUAGUUAAUUUAAAUGAAGUAAACGCUUCAAAAAUUAUACCGAAUUGGUAUACAAAAAAUUUACAAGUUGUAAAAAGCUUUACUAAAAGCCUUAGACUUUAAUAAACAAAAAUGCAUAGUGAACUUAAGCUUUUACUCGAAAAAAUUGUAUUGUAAAGAAGUAAUUGCUUAAAAUAUUUGCUCCUAAUUUGCAUAAACAAAAUUAAAAAGUUUUAAAAGUUGUAAAAAGCUUUACUAAAAGCCUUAGACUUUAAUAAAAAAAAUGCCUCGUGAAAUUAAGCUUUCACUCGAAUAAAUUGUAUUGUAAAGAAGUAAUUGCUUAAAAUAUUUGCUCCUAAUUUGCAUUAAAAAAAUUAAAAGGUUUUAAAAGUUGUAAAAAGCUUUACGACUUUACUUAAAUAAAAAAUAAUUUCUGACAGUUGUCUAGUGAAAGAUUGCGAAAAUUGUAUGCUCAUUGCUAACCGAAAGUAGGAAAAUGCAGGUUUUAAUCUAACUAAAAAUUCAGUAAAAACUUUAUACACAAUAAGUUUUUUCAGAUAAAAAAUAGUUAACCAGAAAAACUCGACAGCUUUAAGAAGAGUAGACUACCAUAGGACUAUAGAGGUAUGUAAAAGAUUAAAAGAUUGCCGCCGCAAAGAAGUAAACCGCAAAUAAGUAAACAAAUUGAAAGUUUUCACAUCUGUUCAGGUGAAAGCUAAAGCAUGGGCAGAUAUUUUUUUUUGGGUAUUUUUUCUAAUACAACUCAAAGCUUACUUCUAAUCAAAAGUAUAAAACUGCAGAUUUUAAUCGGCAGCUUUAAGAAAGCUAGAUUACCUUAGGAGUAUAGAGGUAUGCCAAAAGAUUAAAACAUUGUCGGAGCAAACACAAUAAUAAAUUGAAGCUUUCACAACAGUUGAGGUGAAAGUUUAACGCAUGCGGUUUAUUGCUUAUUUUUUCCUUUUUUAAUGGGGGGCGAUUUCCUUUUUUAAAUGUAAACGCCUGAAUUUAAGCCAAUUUUUGGAGGCUUAUUUGAAAUGGAAAAAAUAAAUUAAUGAUAAUGAAACCCAGCAUGUUCAUUAACUACAUAUUACAAUAUGAAAAUCCGAUUUAAAAAUAUUUUUUUUUGUUUAAAUGGCUGGCGUGACAAUCAAUCUCUUGAGGCUCUUACAGCAAAAGGCACCAAUUGGCGUGAUUUUUAGCUUCAGUUUCAGCUAUCUGGUAUACAAAAAAAGGUUGGCGCUUGUUUAUGAAAUAUGUAUCUUCUAGUUAUACCAAAAAACAAAAAAGUCAAAAUUAUUUCCGAAAUUUUUUGUGGCAUUUUGGUGUUAUAACUAGAAGCUGUGGGCCAAUUUUCAUAAGAAUCGGUUGAGAACGUUCCGAGUUAUCUUGCACGCCAGUUUUAAAAAAGUGCGUUUUGAAAAAAACACGAUUAAAGUUUCGACCAUGGAAACUCAACAUUACAAAGAUUUACCGUCUAAUCAGCGAUUCCAACAACAUACAGUAGUCCUUCGGUGCAUUCGUAGUACUCGUUUCUUCCUAAGCUCUUCCUGACAUGCUUGACGAGCUUUUUUAGUUUAGCUGCGGCGAUUUUCUCGGUUCACUCUUUGUUCGUCGAUUUUAUCCAUGUAGGACAUGCAUUGGCGACCAAUCACCAUUUGUAAUGAGUUCAUAACUAACAAAAUAUAUGUGUAACCAUCAUUAAAUAAUCCAGCAGAUAUAAAAGCACUAAUUUCAACAAUUUUGAAUCUAGAAUUAAGAUGUUUCGGACAAAGUCGAAAAAUGGUAGAGUUGAAACAUUCGUUUGCAUUUAGCGUGUGACCGCUCAAACAUCUUUCAAGUAGAUCAUCCCUGGAUAAAUCUUCAAAAAUAGGCUUUACAUGGGUUUGAACAUCAGUAUGUAAUGGUGUAGGGUGUUUAAUUUUUUUUAAAUCUUCACACAAAUCUUCAGCUUUACGCUACUUGCACCAGCUUCCGGAACCGGACGGGCAAUACAUGUGUCUUGAUUUGUCGUCUGUAUAGCACAUAUGAUAGUAUGUGGCUAUAAUUACAUUCUUCAUAUCUUUCACGCAGUUUACGUUUCUUUGGAUAGCUAAGCCAAAAUACAAAGACAUUUUUUUAAUCAAAGCUUCAGUAAGUUUACCUCUUCCACCCAGGUAAUUAUCAGUUCUAGUUUUUCUGAGUCGAGUGCUCAUUCUUUUCGAACGUGACCAAUGCACUCGCUUUUUACAACUUGGCAAUCUUCACCGUACGGAUUCAAAUGAAAAUACCUUUAAAGUUUUUCGGAACUCUACUCCUCAUGUAAUUCCUGUACUUGACGUCAAAUAAUACUUCAGAAGAACUUGUAUGGUUUUCUUGACAGCUUGGUUCGUGUUCUUCAAACCAUUCCUGGUAUUCUUUAGUAUCAGUUUUAUUUUUGCAAAGAACACAACCUGCGCAGAAACUACUCAAUCAAUAACUUUACCACAAUAAUAUCCAAUUAAUGUUGUGACUCCUUAUAAUGACUUGAAACCCCUCUUCUUCCAGGUGUCAUCUCCAGAAAUUUUUAAAUUUAGAAUUGCCCGAUCAUGCUUUUCAUUUUAAGUCUUGUCUUCACUGACAGCUUUUUACAUACAUAUUAACAUCUCUGAUAGAGCUGUGAGUGAACACUGUGAAAACUCAAUGAAACGAUACCCAUGAUGUGCUUUACAAUUAACAUUUUCUUCGCAUGCGUUUGAGAGUUUUCUCGCACUUCUACUCUCCGGUUUGGAAUGUUUUCAUUACUAUUUUUAUCACUAUACUGAUUAGCCCGGAAUUUUUUUUUUUUGGUAGGCUUGAAGCACGAGAAGGUGCAGGCUUGGUGGUUUUAGAAUAAGAUUGCAUUUUGCUUAACUGUCACUGACAAAAUUACUUUAGACACUACAAACUCCACAAGUAAGUUGAACAGAACUGAACUGAAAUAACAAUAACACUGGUUUUAACGCACUUUAUAGUAAUAAACAGUGGAUAAUUUCGUAGAAAUGAGGAAUCAAAGAGUUAACGCAUAUAUACUUAACCGGCUUUUCAAUACAAAUGGCCACAGGAUCAAAAUCUGAGAAGCCAAGUCACCGAGAAUCGCGCGCACCGGUACGAACUCAUUGACGCUCGAGCGUCGUGUUGAGGCGGAACAAUUAAAAAUUUUCUUAAUAAAGAAUGCGAUUUUCGUUCUUAAAAUUUACAGGCAUAUUUUUAAGAUGUUAAACUAUUUAUGAAACAAAAAAAAUCGAUUUUUUUUUUAUUUUACAUGUAUUGCGCAAAGUUUCAACAAACUCUUAUCCGAAAGCUAAAAAGUAAUAACAAUAAUUAAUUAUGAAAGCUCGUUAAAGUUUAUGAUUCUCCAAAGCUUUUGCAGAUGUACUGCAUAACAGUUGACUACUAUUAUAUUAUAAUAUAACUGGUAGAACGAAUUAAUGCAAAUGUGAAUAAAUGAAGUUGGUCUAAUUCUCAUAUAAAAAAAUUAGUUAAAUAAAAAACAUUAACUAAAAUUUAUUUUAAAGAAAAAAACUUGUAAAAAAUUAACGUUAGUACUAUUACAACUAAAUAAUGAAAACUCAAACCUUGUGAUCCAAAAACUUUCUUCUCUUCCAAGAAAAGAAUUAUUAGUUACCUAUGUAGAUACUUGUAUACAAAUACCUAACUGUAUAUUGUAGUAUAAAGAAAUUUGUUACUUUUAAUGCUGAAUACGACUAAUUAGUGAAUUUAAUAAAGUAAAAAAAUUAAAAAUGAAUACAAAUAAAUUAUAGCGAAUUGAAGUUAUUUGAAAUGUAAUGAAAAUAAACGCCUAAACUACAAAAAAAAUUUAAAAUUUACAAUUAUUAUAAAAUUAGUAGAAAUAAGCAUAUAUUUAGUGGAGCAUGUUGAGAGUUCGUUUACUACAAAAUACAAAUUAAAUAAUAACAAUAUAUAAUUAAAUAAAUUACGUUUAUAAUUAAUGCAAUAUUAUGAAACUAAUUAGUGCAUUUACUUCCAGGAAUUAAUUGACCAACUAAUCCUAAAAAACAUAUGAAUAUCAGAAUAGCAAACACUUAAUUAAUGAAUGUAUACCAAAUGCUAUGCCUGAAAGCGGUAUAAAAUACACUACAAUAGAAAUGUGAGCUACACUUACGAUGCGAUACUUAAUUGAAACUGUAGUAUAUGGUAACUUUAAAAACUGAAUAAUACAAAGAUUAAGCAGCGCUUUGAAAGAACUAAUAAAUAAAAAUUAAUACAUACAAUAUA